AUGGCAGUUGCAAUGACUCCGACAAGUUGUUCUGUGACUUGUGAAAACUGGCAAACAGAAAAAAGAACCAUUCGAGAAAGAACAACGCUUAUGAUAAACAAUUCUUUCAUGAGUCAUGCCAAGUGCGAAAUUGACGAUUCAAACUCAACAAAAAACAUAAAGGGUCUUCAAACGAUCUACGCUCACAAGUUUCUGCUGUCGCUUUCCAGCCCUCUUUUUCACGCCAUGUUUACGGUAACAUAGCUGACCCUAGAAACGAGAUUCCACUCUCUGAUUGCGAUCCUCACAGUUUCCUCUAGUCCCUUCGGUAUUUAUACUCGAAUGAAAUCCACUUGACCUUUGGAAACGUAUUCGAGGUGUUGUAUUUGGCGAAAAAAUACAUUGUGCCCUUUCUGGCAGAACAGUGUUGUCGUUUCAGGCAGAGCUAAGAGAAAGUAAUGUUUUCAAGAUUUUGGAGCACGCCAAGUUAUUCAGUGAAUCCAGUCGAGAGCAACAGUGCUGGAAGCUGUUGGAGAGGAAGACAAGUGCUUGCCUUCAGAGCGAGGGUUUGCUGUGGAUAAGCCUCGACACUUUGUCGUCUCCUCUUAAGAGAGAUGCUCUUACUUUAGUAGACGGGGAAUGCGCUGUUUUCAAGACAGCAAGAAGAUGGGCGGCUGCCAAUUGUAAAGCACGGGGUUUGGAACCAAUAGGAGAAAACAUGAGGAAGGUUUUAAAGGAUGCUAUUUACUUUAUUCGUUUUCCUUUGAUGCCACCUCGCCUGUUUAACGAAAAUCGUGGUACCUACGGGAAUUCUAACUGAGAGAGAAACCUCACAAAUGUAUCUUUUCCACAAACAUAGAACCAUGCCUUAUCCUGAAAUGAGGUUUUCAUGCAUUCCACGAGGACCGCUCCUUCAAUCGCAAAGAUCAGGCAUCGAGUUGUCACGUUGCUAUCGAUACAGAGAAAAUAAGACGCUUCCUAGUUCAGAGAAUUUCGUUUCCGUCUCCGAAAGCAUUAAGUUCUCUACAAGUGAAGAAGACUACUUUGCAGGAGUUCGUCUUUUUGCCCAAAAAGAAGACAGGAAAGACUUCUCAGUGCAGGUCAGAAUAUCAAGGAAUCAUAAAAUGAAAGAGGAAGUAUGUAGUGUGCGUGGAACGUUAGUAGUUAUAUAGGUCUAGCUAGGUCUAGUCAAUGACGUCACCCAUUCUUAUAACCUACAUACUAAUUUGGAUUAGGUUUACUAAUGAGCGUCACUCUACUACAAUAGGAACAAUAGGCUUGUCUAGACUUGCCCGGGCUCUUUUAACCCUGAUUGGAUAGUAAACAAUCUAUUAUGUGUUUAACAUAAAAGCGCGCUCUCCGUUCAGCAUUUUAUUCUUGCAAUCGCUUUGCUAAGGAAAAAGUCUUACUAUCACCAAUAUUCUUUAAACGUUGCUCCAAACAUGCAAGUCGAAUCGAACUGUAAACUCUUUAUUUCAAGUUUGUCUGACUAUUACAGAACCGUUUUCUCCUUUCUAUCUCGAGGAAAUGAAAGUCUUGUCAUUUUCACGCACG
Messenger RNA from Porites lobata, 1533 nucleotides. The record is from the annotation of a GenBank genome assembly. Lineage: Eukaryota; Metazoa; Cnidaria; Anthozoa; Scleractinia; Poritidae.